Molecule: messenger RNA, 1080 nt
Organism: Mycena indigotica
Lineage: Eukaryota; Fungi; Basidiomycota; Agaricomycetes; Agaricales; Mycenaceae
Exons: 2
Coding region: 1-1080 (359 amino acids)
Source: RefSeq, a predicted model, not a curated record
AUGCUGAACGAGAGUCAUAUGGAGGCGGACUCUGACGAAGAGCACAUGGAAUGCCCUGUUGACCGUCUGCUUGCUGUAUUCUCGUCCUCGGCACAUCUCCCAGCGGCAGUGCUGCACCUGUGCCUUAGCGGCGAGACAAUAUUCUCGUUUGACUCUGUGGAACUGCUGCUGCCCAUGCUGACUAAUAUACAGCGCCUCUCCCUUCGCCGCUGUUUAUGUACUUCACCCCCCAUAAUUUCCGUCAUAGAAAGUCUGCUCGCGCGGCCUACGAUCCAAACGAUUAGUCUCUGGCGCGUGGUGUUUCUUACAAUGCAGGAUGUACGGACUGUCAUCGGCCACGGGCUCCCGCCGGAGCUGCAAUUUCUGGAACUUGAGAAUCUAGAGAUUUGCAACGACGGUCACAACGUUUCGCCAAUCAGAACUGUGGAGAGUAGAGUAACUCAACGCAGAGCGCGAUCUUUCACGCUGUGCAUCCCUGGUACUCUCAUGUUCCAAACUCUCAAGCCAAUGCUAGACUUUACAUGGACGCAAACCCUCGAUAUUUGUGUUUCCCGCGGCAUUGAAGCAGAAGUGCAGCAAAUUCUUGAAAGGGCGACUAAUCUAAGGGAGCUUAGGAUGGACUUGUCUCUCUACACAGGGACGACAACAUUUCUCGAUCUCCACGCCCUUACAUCGCUCAAUAUACUGCGAAUGGCGUUGCGUCCUGUGCGAUUCGGAGACGAAUACAACCCCAUCCGGCUCACUGCAGUACCCCUCAUCUCGACAGCAUUCCCGACCUGUCCCCUCCGUAUCGUCGCGAUUGAGUUGCAAUUGUACAAGAUCGCACAACCCAUCGCCCAGCUGCUCUACGAUUCGGACUUCCAAACAGUGCUGCUCCAUGCCGCGGAGAUGGUCGGGCCAGUCGCUGCCCAUAUCGACAUUGCCUCCAUGCGAACCCAGCCCUGGCCCCUGGGACGUGAAGCAUGUUCUCAAGUCGAUCCGACAGGAGCUUCCGGAGCUCGAAACGCGCGGAAUGCUGAAGGUACGGUGCAUGCGACACAAAAUGUAUGUAGACCGUGUCCAUCCAGAAUGAACAUUUGA